AUGGCAGAUGCACAAUCCAAAGUCGAUACACUAGAAGAACAGAAUUCCAAACUUAUAGCUGAGAUUGCUGAGCUUAGAAAGGAGAAUGCGAAGCUGAAGCAGAUUAUUGAGGAGAAUGAAAAGUGUGAUGUUAGAGUCGAGGAAUUAGAGCAAAAGAAUAUAGAGCUUGAGACCAGACUCGCUAUAUUAGAACAGGAAAAAA
Messenger RNA from Entrophospora candida, 202 nucleotides. The record is from the annotation of a GenBank genome assembly. Lineage: Eukaryota; Fungi; Glomeromycota; Glomeromycetes; Entrophosporales; Entrophosporaceae.